This is a messenger RNA of Salvia miltiorrhiza (redroot sage), 1958 nucleotides long. Its product is annotated as protein NRT1/ PTR FAMILY 5.5-like. The record is from RefSeq and is a predicted model, not a curated record. Gene Ontology annotation, biological process: transmembrane transport. Lineage: Eukaryota; Viridiplantae; Streptophyta; Magnoliopsida; Lamiales; Lamiaceae. The transcript is spliced from 4 exons. Gene Ontology annotation, molecular function: transmembrane transporter activity. The coding region runs from base 297 to 1817 and encodes 506 amino acids. Gene Ontology annotation, cellular component: membrane.
UUUUGAACACGAGUUUUAGAAAAACUUAAUCGUGUGUUUCUGGUGAAUGGAGAAGGUGCCCCACAAUUUAUAAAAAGGGGUGAUAGUUAAUAGAUUUAUAUAGACUCAUUAGCGGUAGUAUGUGUAAAUAUGUAGAAAUUUCAAGGAUGAUUAGUUAAUGGGGUUAUGUCCAAAAAAUGAGUAGGAAUAUUUUAUGGAGAGAGGGAGUAAUAUAUAUGGCUGACUUGAGAGGAAGAUGAGUGAUCAAAUAUGCGUAUGUAUAAGAAUUAAACAGGUUAAAAUCUCAAUAUACAGCCAUGAAGCCCAUCCAAGUUCUACACUGGUGUCGGGAGACGUUUCAUUACUACGUCGUUUUCACGAACUCCAUCUUGUUCAUCUUAGGCCUCAUAUUCAGCUACAAGUUGGUGGAGAAGACAUUUCUGAACAUUUUGAUAACGCGUCUCACCGACGCGUGGGAGGAGUACGACCUCCGAAGAGCUGUAGUGGUCGUGAAUUUGAUGGAAGGAACAAUCGCAAUUCUCGUUGCGUUGUUCGCUUAUGUAGCUAACAUUUAUACCGGCCGCUUCCAGAUGGUGGUUAUCUCUACUGCAUUUUGCAUCACUGGACUGUUACUCAACUCUCUGGCGGAUGGAAAUGACGAUAAUAGGCAGCUUGAAUUGCGCUUAUUCUACCCUGCAUUAGGGCUAAUGGCGUUGGCCCUAGCGUCGCAGAUAGCCUCGCUGCAACCGUUUCUUGAGGAUCAGCUUAGGCCGAUGGUUGUCGAUGGCGAUAGGAGACAAGGAUGCACCAAAUUCUGGUGGAAUCUGGUCUCCUUUGUGGCUGCCAUUUUCGCUCAAUUUGGGCCUUUACCGCGAUUUCACUUCAAGAAACUCGCAAUAGUUCUUAUAGGUGUGAUGAGUGGUUGCGUCUUAGUGUUCAUGUUGGGUACCAAAUACUACUAUAUGGUCUCCACAAUUCCAAACCCCUUUAAAGAAGUUGGUAUCGUCAUCGUCAGAGCCAUCGCUAACAGAAAUCUCGACUAUACACAAACUCCGGAGCCUCGCGUUCUAUGCUUGAGGUGGUUAGACAAAGGCGCAGAGGCAGGCAAUUGGAGUAGUGUUGAAGAAGUGAUGAGAGUGAAGAUUUUGUUUAAGAUGCUCCCAUUGUGGUCUUGUUUCCUCACUCUGAGCCUUGUGGCCGCUUCCGGAUCCACCUUCUUCUUCGCAGAAGCCUUCAACCUUAUUCAAGACAAUAAUACUCUAACUCCCAUUCUCUUUCUCGCCAAUCUGACGAGAUUCACAGACUUCCUGGUCUCAGAAACGUCCAGCUACGUCGUCAGAAAACUUAAAGAGAAAAGGCAAUACAGCCAACAGAAGAUGGAGCUGGUGCGAAUCGGCAUCGGAAUGUCAUGCUGUGUGCCGUGCUGCCUCGCUGCUUGGGUGACAGCAACACGCAGGCAGCACGACACCAUCAACGUCUAUUGGCUAACUCCACAGUACUUUUUACUUGGACUAAUGAGCGGACUCUCUCAAGAUGGCCUAUGCUCGUUCUACGAAUCUCAUGUUUCUGAGAAUUUGUGCUCAUUCGGGGCGCCAUUUAUAGAAUUGGUGAUGGGUUUGGGUAAAUUUAUGGCCAUACCUUACGUUGUGAUCUUGAGCAAGAGGCCGUUGGAGUGGUUCCGGGUUAUGCUAGAAGACAGUCGCCUCGACAAUUAUUAUAUUCUCCUGGCGGUUAUGAGUUCUGGGAACCUUAUGAUAUACUGUUUGGUUGCGUGGUGGUACGGAGAGGAUGCCGAGGAAGUCCAAGUCAUGCAAGAAGAGGAUGCCGAUCACUCCUAGAUUUCCACUCAAAAAUACAUGUUAUUUAUUAGUUAUAGUCAAACAUAAACUUAAAUUUUUAUAGAUUUUUUGUAAGUUAAUAUACUACACUAGCUCAUUUCAUAUAACAAAAAAAAUUCAUGAAUAAAAAUUAUUGUUUCU